UAAUUACGUAAAAGAGAAGAGGAGAGAGAGAGAGCACGAAACUUUUAUUUCUUAAGGUAACACGAAAUCCUUCAUCUGCAAUUCAAACUUCGUCUCCGUUGAUUCGCACUCUCGUUCUCCUAUUUUCCGUCGCCAAAGGUCUUAUCUCCGUCGUAUCUAGUCAGCCUUAACGAUUUUUUCAGACAAAGGUAGAUUCUCGGGGUUUGAGUUUUCUUCAACUUUUUAAGAGACAGAUAUGUCGCAUGUGGUGCUUAAUGUCUAGGUAAUGAAGGCUAUAUGUGAUAGGUUUGUUCCUACAAAAUGUUCUUCAUCAAGCACAAGUGAAAAGUGUGAUAAAUCCCGGACAUCUCUAGUUUCAGAUUCGGUAUCUAGUGAUAACAAGUCAAACUUGGCCGUAUGCCCGGAUGUGGUUGCAUCUUCCUCCCCAGUUUCUCAACCGUAUAGGGAAGCGUCUACUUCCGAGCAUAAGCCAGAUUGCACCCCACAUAACAGUUGGACAGUUAUUUUAAAAACAGCUUCUAUGGCUAGUGGGGCAAUUAGGAGAUUUCAAGAGCGUGUAUUAGGGCCGAGUCGGACUGGUAUUUCCAGCAGCACAAGUGAGAUAUGGCUCAUGGGUGUCUGUUAUAAAAUCUCAGAGGGUGAAUCCUCAGAAGAAGCAGAUUCUGGUCAUGUCUUGACUGCAUUCGGACAAGAUUUUUCAUCCUUAAUACUAAUGACAUAUCGUAGAGGUUUUGGGCCUAUUGGCGACACAACUUAUACUAGUGAUGUAAACUGGGGAUGUAUGCUUCGAAGCAGCCAGAUGCUCUUCGCACAGGCAUUGCUAUUCCAAAGGCUGGGAAGGUCUUGGAGGAAAAAGGAAUCCGAGACGCCUGAAGAGGAAUACUUAGGGAUAUUAGAACAUUUUGGUGAUUCUGAGGCUUCAGCAUUCUCUAUUCACAAUCUUAUACUAGCUGGAGAAUCUUAUGGCCUGGCCGCUGGCUCAUGGGUAGGACCAUAUGCUGUCUGUCGAUCAUGGGAAUCAUUAGUUCGGAAGAAAAGAGAAGAAACUGAUGUUAAAAACAAGUUGUUUUCCAUGGCUGUUCAUAUCGUUUCUGGCAGUGAAGAUGGAGAGAGAGGUGGAGCUCCAAUUCUCUGUAUUGAAGAUGUCACCAAAACUUGUGUGGAAUUUUCAGACAGAGAAACUGAGUGGACGCCAGUUCUUCUCUUGGUGCCACUGGUUCUCGGGCUUGACAAAGUGAACCCCAGGUACCUUCCAUCUUUGAUAGCCACUUUCACUUUCCCGCAAAGCCUUGGCAUUUUGGGCGGCAAACCAGGUGCAUCAACUUACAUAGUUGGAGUUCAAGAAGACAAAGGUUUCUACCUUGAUCCGCACGAUGUUCAACAGGUAGUGACAGUCAACAAAGAAACUAGGGAUGUUGACACAUCGUCUUACCAUUGCAAUACGCCCCGCUAUGUUCCGCUGGAGUCACUUGACCCGUCACUAGCUCUGGGAUUCUAUUGCCCUGACAAAGCUGAUUUUGAUGAUUUCUGUAUCCGAGCAACAAAACUAGCUGCAGACUCCAAUGGUGCUCCUCUCUUCACCGUUACACAAUCCCACAGAACAAAUGACUGCGGAAUUGCAGAAAGCAGCACAUUGACAUCUACAGAGAUCUGUGGUGAGGAACAUGAAGAUGAGUGGCAAUUACUUUGAACACUUAUUAUUUAUUAGCCAUUCUUUUUUCAGUGUGUGACUUUGUUCAAUUAUCACAAAAAAAAAAAAAAAAUACCAUUCUUUUUACAUCUAUACUAAGAUUUGAUGUUUGUAUAAUAAUAAUAAUGAAAAACCCAUUUUCGUUUA
This is a messenger RNA of Capsella rubella, 1837 nucleotides long. Its product is annotated as cysteine protease ATG4b. The transcript is spliced from 9 exons. NCBI's taxonomy places the organism in Eukaryota, Viridiplantae, Streptophyta, Magnoliopsida, Brassicales, Brassicaceae. The coding region runs from base 266 to 1690 and encodes 474 amino acids. The record is from RefSeq and is a predicted model, not a curated record. Gene Ontology annotation, molecular function: protein-phosphatidylethanolamide deconjugating activity.